AUGAGUUUAAUCAUUUUCUGCCUUAUUGUGAGUGUUUUAAUUGUCUUUGGGUUGUUGCUGUACUACUCCCAAAAACGACCUAAGGAUUUUCCACCAGGGCCUCAAUGGUAUCCAAUUGUUGGCAAUUCCCUGCAGCUACGACGAACAGCUAUGAAGCUAGGUGAUACCCUUAGAGUCUACGAGAAGUGGAGUAGAGACUUUAACAGUCCAGAUGUAGUAGGUUUCCGCCUAGGGCGUCAGCUCUUCAUCACAGGCCUCUCUGCAAAGGCCGUUUACGACAUUCACAAAAUGGCUGUCUUCGAUGGACGCCCAAAGGAUUUUUUCACCUCAAUCAGAACUCUUAAAACCUACGGUGGCAUUACGUUCACGGAUGAGAACCUCUGGAAGGAGCACAAGAAUUUCACAUUGAAACGUCUCAAAAAUCUCGGAGUUGGCAGCAAUCGGAUGCAGGAACUAAUUGAGAAGGAACUUUUGGGUUUCAAGCAAACGAUUGAGAAGAAAAUGGCGGCCGAAGGAUCCCUCUGGCCUGGACCACUCCUCAAAGGACCCAUAACAAAUGUAAUUUGGACUCUUGUGGCAGGAGAUGCAGCAGAGCACAUUGUCCUGUGGAAAACUCUGACAAAACUUCUUGAUCAGCGUGUAAAGAACUUUGAUCUAUCCGAUGGGGCUCUUUCGGAUUUCCCAUGGCUUCGUUUUGUAGCUCCUGAAUAUUUUGGCUACAACCUCCUCUGUCACAUUAACAACGAACUUCAAGCUAUCCUUCGGAGGAUAAUUAAGGAUCAUCAUGGAAGCUAUACGGAAAAUAGGGCCGAUGAUGACUUUAUCUAUGCCUUCAUCAGGGAAAUGAAGAAUCAGGCGUCAAAUAAGGAUUCAACAUUCACCGAUCGUCAACUUAUGGUUGUUAUGUUGGACUUUGUUAUAGGUGGAACCUACGAAACGAGCGGAACAUUCGAUCUAGCCUUGAUGACUUUAGCCCUCCGUGAGGAUAUUCAGGAGGAGAUUUACGCUGAAAUAGCUAGAACUCCCCGAGAAAAUCUCCUCACCUACACCCAUCGUGCUGAUCUACCGCUCUCGCAGGCUUUCAUCAUGGAGAUCGGUCGUUUCUACAACAUAGCCCCACUUGGGGGACCACGAAGAGUUCUCGAGGAUACCCACCUGUGUGGCUAUCGUAUCCCCAAGGAUACAACAGUCCUGAUUGGAAGUGAAUUUGUGCACAAGAAUCAAAAUCUCUGGGGUGAUCCUCAUGUUUUUCGUCCAUCACGCUUCCUCGAUGAAACAAGAAGGAAACUUAUUUAUCCGGAGUAUUUUUAUCAAUUCGGCCAGGGACGAAGGAUGUGUAUGGGAAUAACACUGGCAAAGGCAUUCUUGCACACCUUCCUCACGGGCAUCGUACACGACUACAAGAUUUCUGUUCCUCCCGGCAAGGAGCCUCCAAGUCAGGUGCUAAUUCCUGGAAUGUUCAGAAGUAUUCAGCCCUAUAGUGUGCAGUUUACAAAAAGAAUUUAAGGACUUUUCAAUUAAAACUGAUUGUAAAAGGAUAAGUUUUAGGAAUUAAUGAAGUUUUUUCGAAUGGCCGCCAUUUUCUUUAAGAUUUUUAAGGUUAUGUUUCAAAAAUUCCCAUUUGUAUGAGAAACAUUAGCGUCAAUGUUUCAUGUUUCCAUUUUCAUUUGAUAGAAACAAUAAGAAAACAACAUAAAGUUAAUCA
Messenger RNA from Lutzomyia longipalpis, 1705 nucleotides. Its product is annotated as probable cytochrome P450 305a1. Gene Ontology annotation, cellular component: intracellular membrane-bounded organelle; cytoplasm. The transcript has 2 exons. Gene Ontology annotation, biological process: xenobiotic metabolic process. Gene Ontology annotation, molecular function: oxidoreductase activity, acting on paired donors, with incorporation or reduction of molecular oxygen, reduced flavin or flavoprotein as one donor, and incorporation of one atom of oxygen; heme binding; iron ion binding. The record is from RefSeq and is a predicted model, not a curated record. Lineage: Eukaryota; Metazoa; Arthropoda; Insecta; Diptera; Psychodidae. Bases 1 to 1506 code for a protein of 501 amino acids.